AUGUCCGACGAGCGAAAGCAGCAACAAUCUACCAGGCCAAGCUUGAGCGAAGCCACGAACGCCGACUUGCGUGCACCUUUCGCUGGACAAGAGUGCGCGGAAGACCAGACCACUCAGACCUCAUCUACACCUCCUUCAACAGUUGGUCCCGGAACUGCAGGGUCGGGUACCACCCGAGACACUUACUGGAGGACCAGGCCGAGUUUGAGCGAGAAUAUGAAUGCUGAUUUGGGCCCGCCGUUUGCGGGGCAAGAGUCUGCGGAGGAUCAGUCGAGCCAGCCGUCUCAGAGGGAGAAACCGAAGCUAUGA
This is a messenger RNA of Cryptococcus amylolentus CBS 6039, 309 nucleotides long. RefSeq lists its product as hypothetical. The coding region runs from base 1 to 309 and encodes 102 amino acids. Lineage: Eukaryota; Fungi; Basidiomycota; Tremellomycetes; Tremellales; Cryptococcaceae. The transcript has a single exon. The record is from RefSeq and is a predicted model, not a curated record.